GAAGCCUUUCCAUAGCAAUCAUUCAUUUCAUUUCAUCAGAUAGGAAGCUUAUUAUUAUUUGCAGGCUUUGUUUCCUGUUCCUUGUUUCUUCAGUUCAAACAGAAUGAGUUAUAACAAUCAGCAACAAGCCCCUGUUGAAGCUCCUCCUCUACAUGGGUAUCCUCCAGCUGGGUAUCCACAGACUUACCCUCCACCCCCACAGGAUGGUCCUCCAGCUGGGUAUCCUCAGGAGGGUUACGCUCCUCAAGGAGGACCCCCACCUGAGACAAAAUCUAGAGAAGAAGAUGGCUUUUGGAAGGGAUGUUGUGCUGGCCUUUGCUGCUGCUGUGCGUUGGAAGAAUGCUGUUGCUGUUUUUAGGGACAGUCAAUGGGUGUAUAAAGAUAUAUAUAGUUUUGCUUUGGGACUGUACUGCAGUCAUAUUCAUUUUAUUUUAUUGAAUUUGCUUCUCUUAGAGGAUUCUUGGACUUGAUUAUUUAUUGGAGUAUAUCUCCAACAUAUGUUUAGUAGAAUAAAAUAUUUAAAUUUAAGAAAA
Molecule: messenger RNA, 533 nt
Organism: Cryptomeria japonica (Japanese cedar)
Lineage: Eukaryota; Viridiplantae; Streptophyta; Pinopsida; Cupressales; Cupressaceae
Product: cysteine-rich and transmembrane domain-containing protein WIH2
Exons: 3
Coding region: 104-358 (84 amino acids)
Cellular component (GO): plasma membrane
Source: RefSeq, a predicted model, not a curated record